AUGCGGGUGCCCGUCAGCGGCACCGCGGGGCAGCGCUUCUGCCGCCUGCUCGACGUCACCAGCCACGUCUUCUUCGUGCACUUCCUCGUCAACACGAGGUCCCUGUCCGGCUGCGUGCAGCUGUUCGGGCCGCCGCUGCAGGCGCGCGACUUCGAGUACCGCAUGCGGCUGGACGACGCGGACUGCACGCACCACGGCGACCGCGCGCGCCGCGGCGAGAUGAUCCACAACCUGUUCCAGGGCCGGCUGCGGCACGGUGGCGGUGGUGGCGGCGGCGCGGACGCGGCGGCCCGGGUGCUGGGCGUGGACGAGGACCCCGAGCACGUGCUGCGCGGCGCGCGGGCCUGGCGGGUCCACCUCGGCCUCAGCAGGGCGUGGCGCACCUCCACGCGCGCCGCCAAGACCCCCGUGCGCGUCACCGUCACGCCCAGCCUCACGCGCCUCACAGAGCCACCUUGA
Molecule: messenger RNA, 459 nt
Organism: Thrips palmi
Lineage: Eukaryota; Metazoa; Arthropoda; Insecta; Thysanoptera; Thripidae
Exons: 3
Coding region: 1-459 (152 amino acids)
Source: RefSeq, a predicted model, not a curated record